GUUUCAGUACCGGGAAAGGGAGCGCAGUGGAGGCAGCUGGGGAGAGCAGGUGCCCAAGGAUAAGGAUUGUAUGAAGCUGGAUGAAGGGGCUGCUCACCAGGAGACCAAGUUAUGAGCCAGAGGUACAAAGGAUAGAGUGGGAUACAGGAGCUGCCAUACCACCCACCAACCUAAAUGGUCACUGACCUGUUAUCUCAUGUGCCUCCACUCUGCCAGGGGACAUACCAUCCUGCCUUUGCCCAAUAUACACUUUAUUUUCCCCUUUCUCCCCAUGGCAUGGGUACCACUCCCCUGAGGGCAACAAUGUUCAAAGCCCUUUGACAGAUACCUACCAACACCCGAAUUUGUUUCGUAAGUGAUACUUUGUACCGUACUGGGAAGGUGUCCCCCAGCCAUGAAUCAGCCGACUGUCAUCUUAUUCCUACUGGCACUUACCCUGCACUAUGGAUUCUGCACAGUCACUUGCACUGGGAACCUGAGUUGCAGAUCGUCUGAUAUGUGGUGCCUACCUGGUGAUCAGUAUGAACCCCAUUCGCCUGUCUUGAUUCCAACACACAUGAGUUCCAAGACAGUGUUCCACUGCACAUCUGAAAACAACUGUAUUCCCUGUGUGGUGGUGAAGCUGGAGGUGUCACUUACCUAUCUAACAGAGGGAAUGGAAAAACUAGAAGGGGAAGGCUGUGAUGGCUAUGAUAAAGAUGAUGAUGAUGAAGAUGAUGAAGAUGAAGAGGAGGAGGAAGAUGAUGAAGAAGAAGAAGCUUCAAGUGACAGUCGAUAUUUAGACACUGGAUUACACAGUAACGAUUCAUUCAUCUGUGCCAACUUCUUCAUAUCCCUUAACGGUCCCCACAGCAGUUCCUGUGUCAUGGUGGAAGUACGCAUGCCCAUAUCUUCUAUACCUCCCAGUCAGCAUACAGGCCCUGUGCAAGUGGGUGAACUAGAAUAUGACUGCUUUAGAGGACACCUAAGUGAGGACUUGAUUAUAUUGGCAUACACUGUGCCAAGGUUCCACAAUAUACUGCAAAUCAACCAUUCUAUGCCAGGGUGCUCAGACCUGGAAGAUCCAAAUAAAGUGUCUCCCUGCUAUGUGCCACUUAUGGAUAUCAUCCAUGGAAAGACAAAUACCUCUAUAGGGAUAGUAAAUGGCUCUAGGAACAAUACCUUUACAUUGGAAACAACUUAUGGAGAACAAGUUCAUUGGACGGUUCGGCAAAUUUUGAAUGGAGAAGAGCGUGUCAUUGUUCUACAUGAAGAUAUUGUGCCGUGCAUGUGUUUUAAAGUGUCAUGGAGCAAUGUCUUGGAUGCAUUAAAGAACCCAGCAUGUCCAUUUGAAGAAGCAUUGCAAUAUGAAGAAAAUAUAUGGAAGAACAGUAACCUCACCCUAAGCCUGAAGAAUUCCAAAUUGUUGUAUACACUGGAGGUGUGGUGCCCUGUGGUGGUUGAGAUUUCACUGUGCUGGAGAAAUGGGCACCAAGCUGACUGCCAUGAAAUUCCAGGCUCCAAGAGUAACAUUAAGGCACAGCGCAUCACUGAAGAAGCCAAAGGCCUUCAUUCUUUUCAGCAUUCUAUUUGUGUCCAGGUCAAAUAUAAGAAUAAAACCUGGCACACAAAUUGCACCGAUAAUAUCAGAGAUUUUCAGAGCUCCGUGGGCAAGAACACUUUCCUUAUAGCUGUCUCAAACAGCUCACAUGCAGAUGCAUCUUUCUGCAUUGUUUGGAGGAACACAUGUCUGGCUUUGAACAGCACAACACUCCAGGAGCUGCAUGGGGUUACGUCUCUGGAGAUGAAAAUACUGCAGGAGUUCAACUCUGGGCAGUGCGAGCUGGUCUGGAGAGGAAACAACAAAGAGGUGGCCUAUGUCUGCUCAUUGGAUAAAUAUAUGCGAAAGAGAUGGAACUUGGCCUGGAUUCUGUGCCUCACACUCCUGUGCUGUGCCCUCUUUGUCCUGUUACUGAAAAGAAAGAGAGUGAAACAGUGGUUGAAGAAAAUGGCAACUGACAAGCCUCAUGAUGACGUGUUCCAGAAGAGGAGGGUACUCAUACUUUACUCACCGGAUUACCCUUCCUAUGGAAGUCUGGUAAAUGCCCUGGCAACUUCCUUACAAGAACUGAGUCUGACAGUUAUGCUGGAUCAAUGGCACCGUAUCCAGAUGUGUGAACUGGGUGCCAUUUCAUGGUUCCACCAGGAAAGAUCCCGUAUCUAUAAGGAAAAUGGUAUCAUUAUUCUGCUUUUCUCUGAAGGAGGCAAACAGAUAUUUAAUGACGGGGCGCACCAGAACUCCCAGCAUAGAUUCAGACAGGACCCCUACAGCACAUUUGGCUCCAUACUAAACUGUGUGUGUCCGGAUUUCCAAGAAGGGGAGGCCCCUGGACACUAUGUGGUGGCAAGCUUCGAUCUCCUACCUACAGACAUCCCGCAGAUUUUCCAUUCCGUCCCUGUUUUAAGUUUGCCUUCACAGCUCACACAUUUACUGAAGGAGCUGGCAGGGAAGAACAAAAAUAAACUUGGCAAAAAUCAGCUUCACAGACUCUCUACUAAUGUCAGUAGGAACUUGCAGAGAUCCAUAAAUGAGUGGCAACGUAAUAGCCAGUCACCUUCCAUAUCAGAACAUUCUGACAGUCACAUGUUAAUGCCUUCUACUCCCAAUAGAAGUUUGUCAGUGGAAAUGCAUCCACUCAUUUGAGCUGCUUCCAGGGUGCGGACUGUGACAGUGUUUGUACUAAUCCCUGGACUGUUGUACAGGAAACAAGGCAUGGUGUGAGCCUGAGGAUUUUGGGGCUCAAAAUGACACCUUGGGGUGCCUUGGAAUACAUGUAUACAAGUACUAUGAAGGCUUGUAUCUUUAAAGAGGAAACUGACCCAGUUUAAAAGUAGGAUUUAACUUCCCUGUUAAACUGUAUAUAGUAUUUAUUAUAUGCACAGAGCAAUUGUUGUACUGGGUUCCUUGGUUCAGGCAGGCAACAGAAUAGUACUAUUGUUUAUGGCCAUUAGGUGAUGUCCUGUACAGAUUUAUCUGCUCAUGUAUCUGACCUGACUGGGCCACCCAUCAGGGCCAAUCGGAUCACAAUAUGGACCUGUACAGGAAAUAACUGCAUCACAGGGCCACCGCAGCCUUUCCUGACUGAUAUAUAGAUAUUGGUAGGAAAGGCCAAUGGUGUGGCCCCAUAGACAAUUCGGUAAAUGACUGAUUCGAUCUGGAGUGGCCCAAAUUGUCAGCUAAAGUAGCUUAUAAAGGCUGCAUAGCCAGUGCAUUCCCCAGUGUGUACCUUUGCUGUAAAUACAGAGAAAUAAUGUUAUAGGUAUAAUAUGAUCUUUACAACCAUACCUACAGUAUGUAUUUAGGAAACUAUUUGGCUGGUCCCACUCAUGUGGUUAAUGAAAUUAAUGAGAGAUGAACCCAACUAUGUGUGUUUAAUAAUCAUGUUACUACUGAUAGCACUGGACUCAUUUCCAUUUCCAGGGAUUUGAAAUCAUGUCUGUGACAUUACUGGAAUAUGAACAUUUGAAUAAAGCUGAUCACUACUAAAACAGUUCUCCAUAUUAAUAACAGGAAAGUCAAACCCACUGGGAGCAGAGAGUGGGAGAUGUUGUGUCUGUUUCAUGUAUCCCAGCUAUCAGUUGCUGCUGUGAUUGGGAAGAAGUGCCACAGCCCUAACAGUCCGGAGGAAAUUUAGGGCCAUGAUAUCCAUUUUAAUUCCUCUUUCUUAUAAAGGCCGUGUGUAAUAGAAAAGUGGAUGUAUUUUUAAUUACAGUUCAUUGUUUUUUAAAAAUAAAAGCUAAAUAAAUCAAA
This is a messenger RNA of Xenopus tropicalis (tropical clawed frog), 3790 nucleotides long. It is a transcript of the gene il17rc, whose product is annotated as interleukin 17 receptor C. Gene Ontology annotation, cellular component: membrane; plasma membrane. Gene Ontology annotation, molecular function: interleukin-17 receptor activity. The transcript has 19 exons. The record is from RefSeq and is a predicted model, not a curated record. Bases 395 to 2683 code for a protein of 762 amino acids. Lineage: Eukaryota; Metazoa; Chordata; Amphibia; Anura; Pipidae.